This is a messenger RNA of Protopterus annectens (West African lungfish), 2487 nucleotides long. Its product is annotated as zinc finger protein 2-like. The coding region runs from base 237 to 2423 and encodes 728 amino acids. Gene Ontology annotation, molecular function: zinc ion binding; RNA polymerase II cis-regulatory region sequence-specific DNA binding; DNA-binding transcription factor activity, RNA polymerase II-specific. Gene Ontology annotation, biological process: central nervous system development; regulation of transcription by RNA polymerase II. The record is from RefSeq and is a predicted model, not a curated record. The transcript is spliced from 6 exons. Gene Ontology annotation, cellular component: nucleus. Lineage: Eukaryota; Metazoa; Chordata; Ceratodontiformes; Protopteridae.
UUUAAAUGGAGGCGGUCCCUUACCCCAAGCAUUCUAUUUCCUGUGCUCUGAAAACUGAAACUUUGUUGUCUUGCAGCUUGAGUGAUAUGUUUUAAACAAAGAACUUUAAACGCAGAAUUGUGGAUAAGUUCUGUUGGUCCUCUUCUAACAGGGUUUGAUACAAACAACAAAGCUUGCUCUAAAUACACACAAACUUCCUGCAAAAAGCUACGCAGUGAACUGAUUACUGGCUCAUAAUGGUUCGAAGAUCACAGAGACUGAAACUGGGGCACGCAAGGCAGGAAACAAGUUGCAAGGAGAAGAAUGUGUGUGUUACAAGUAAGGCAACAAAGCAGUGCUGUAGGGAGCACAGACAGAAACUGGAGUUGUUUUGUCAGGAGGAUGAGGCCUUUAUUUGUGUUCAAUGUGUUCCCAGCCACUCCAGCCACAGUUUUUUGUUCAUGCAAAAGGCUGUCACUGUUUAUAAGGAUAAGAUGAAAGCAGCUUUAUCAUCUCUAGAAUCCAAAGUGACCGAUUUAAAGUAUGUGCAAAACCACCAGGAGAAGGAAAUCCAAGAUGACGUAUUAAGUCUGGAACAAUGUAUUACACAAGAAUUUGCAAAACUGCAUUAUUGUCUUGGAGAUGACGAACAGAAACUCAUCCAGCAACUUCAGGAGAAAGAAGAACCAAACAUUCUGAAAGAAACUGAAGAAAGCUUGCUAAGUGUUGAACAUGAUACUGUUUCCUUCCCCAUGGUAGAGUCUGACAUUGACUUGAAGCUCAAGAAUAAAGUAACAGAAGCUGAGAUUCUGGAAAAGAUGGUACAACAUAUUGAAUCCACAGAAAAAGAUGUUCUGGUCAUUCAGAAGACAUUGGACAGUAACUUGGAGCCCCGGCAGCAGGAGGCACUUAAUAUAGUAACAAUCCCAAUAACCUUUGAAGAUAUUGCUGUUGUUUUCUCAGAAGAGGAGUGGAAACUGUUAAAAAAACAAGAUAAAGAGCUUCACCGGGAAGUGAUGGUACAAAACUAUGAAAACAUGGUUUCAGUAGGAUACAGAAUUCCCAUUAAGAAGUUAUCACUAUUAUUCAAAGCAGAUGAACUACCAGAAAGUGUUGUAAAUCAAAGAAAUGUCACAGAACAGAAGGAUAAUCUUCACGAUAACCACAAGAGUAUUAGAAGCACAGAGUACAGUGUAAGCUGUAGGACACAGUCAUCAUUUGAGAGACCCGAGUUACACCACCCAAUAGAGAUCCUGCAGGACUGUGCUCAGCCUAGAAAAGUCUGUGACAAGCUUCAUCUCACUUCCAUACCACUGCUUCACCCAGGACAUAGCAACAAGAACCCUGAAUGUGACAAAGGAACAGCCGAAUUACAUCUUCUGACAGAUAAGCUGCAGCAGUGUACUCAGCCCAAGAAGGGAUAUGACAAGCUUCAUCUCACUCCUGUACCACAGCUUCACUCAGAAAACACUUGCAGCAAGAGCUCUGAAUGUGACACAAGUCAGAGUUGUCAUGUAAAGAGUAAAACGUAUAAAUGUCCUCAGUGCAGCAAGUCCUACACACAUUCUAACAACCUUCGAUUGCAUCUUGCUUAUCAUGCAGGGAUUAAACCAUAUAAAUGUGCUAAAUGUGAUAAAUGUUUUACACAGAAUGGAUGCCUAAUACGCCAUCAGUUUUCCCACACAGGAAUUAAACCAUAUAAAUGUACUGAAUGUGAUAAGUGUUUUAUAGAAAAGAGAGACCUGAUACGUCAUCAGAACUCCCACAAAGGGAUUAAACCAUAUAAAUGUACUGAAUGUGAUAAGUCUUUUACACAAAAGAUAGUCCUGAUACGCCAUCAAAUUUCCCACACUGGGAUUAAACCAUAUAAAUGUGCUGAAUGUGAUAAGUGUUUUCAAGAAAAGUGUAACCUCAUACGCCAUCAGUACUCCCACACAGGGAUUAAACCAUAUAAAUGUGCUGAAUGUGAUAAGUGUUUUGCACAAAAGGGAUGUCUGAUACGCCAUCAGUACUCCCAUACAGGGGUUAAACCGUAUAAAUGUGCUGAAUGUGGUAAGUGUUUUUCACAAAGGAGCUCUGUAAUACGCCAUCAGCACUCCCACACAGGGAAUAAACCAUAUAAAUGUGCUGAAUGUGGAAAGUGUUUUGCACAAAGAGACUCUCUAAUACACCAUCAGUACUCUCAUGCAGGGAUUAAACCAUAUAAAUGUGCUGAUUGUGAUAAGUGUUUUACAGGAAAGAUGCAACUAAAAUACCACCAGAAUGCUCACUCAGGAGAGAGACCGUAUAAGUGUCUUGAAUGCAGUAAGUCCUUCACAUCUCCCAGAAAUCUUCAAAUUCAUCUUAUUUCUCACAGAGAGGUCAAACCAUAUAAAUGUGCUGAAUGUAACAAGUGUUUCAAACAUUCCAGCAGUCUUAGAAAGCAUCAGGCUUUUCAUACAUAACAGUUUUGGAGUGAUUGACUAGUCCCAAAAGGUGUUGGAUAGGUUAGACAGGAAAACAAGAAGU